Chilo suppressalis (striped riceborer) is the source of this 354-nucleotide messenger RNA. Lineage: Eukaryota; Metazoa; Arthropoda; Insecta; Lepidoptera; Crambidae. The record is from the annotation of a GenBank genome assembly.
AUGCCAGUCAAUAGCGCCCUUGAACCCUGACAGCCUAUCAUCCCAAGCUUACGGCAAGUAGACGUGUACCACUUGGAGCCGAACGCGUCGUACUGGUUCCGCGUGUGGGCUACCAACGCGCUGGGCUCAGGACCACCGGUGGAGGUGCUGGCCACCACGCUGUUCAGCGAUCAGGAAGCGGAGCUAUACAAACACUUCCUGGAGGGCUCGGAAACAUUCGACACGCGCACGUGGGUGGCUGCCGUGUGUGUGGUGAUGGGAACUCUGCUAGUGCUGGCGAUCGGCACAUGCGCCGUGCUAUGCCGCGAGUGGCGCCGCGUCGGUGAGCCAAAUGAUUGUACUGCGACCGCCUAG